Syngnathus acus (greater pipefish) is the source of this 2546-nucleotide messenger RNA. RefSeq names its product membrane frizzled-related protein. Gene Ontology annotation, molecular function: protein binding. Bases 193 to 2109 code for a protein of 638 amino acids. The transcript is spliced from 12 exons. Lineage: Eukaryota; Metazoa; Chordata; Actinopteri; Syngnathiformes; Syngnathidae. The record is from RefSeq and is a predicted model, not a curated record.
ACAAACCACAAGAAGUGCGUUUGUUAUGGCGUUUUUGACAUUAUUAAUAUUUCUACCUGGAGCUUGUUGAUGGAUGGCCACCUUUGUGCUGUUCUGAUGCACAUGAGGACUCGCAUCACGAGAGCUCUCCAUUUGGAUUCAUUCUUUCAACUUUUCUAAUGGGUUCGCUAACAAAACAGCAGCGGACCAAAGAUGUCGGAUCUCACUCGAGUAGUCGUUGACUCGGACGCUUCGGACAUUUACAAGAAUGUGUUCUGCAAUCCUGCCUUUGAGUUGGAAGGAGAGCGAGAAGAGCAUGUGGAGGGAUUUGGAAUGACCUCAAUUACCCCUGAGCCCAUCAAACCACCAACUAGUAGCUUUGCAAGUCGAGGCUGGGGUCUCUUCGUGGUGUGUGUUCUACCUUUGCGGGGUGCAGGUUGUGGCUGGGGGAAGGUAGUGGUCUCUGUCGCUGCCCUGCUCCUGGUUGUGGCCCUCGGCCUGACACUGGCCCUCAUCCUCACACAGAUGAAAGGUCAGGAGCUUGAGGAGCAACUGUUGUCCACCAGCCCUCCGGACCCGUUGAGUGCAGGAGGUGGGGAAUUACCUUCAAUUCCUGCAAACAGAAGCCAGCUAGACAGUGUGCCAGUACUCCACCCUGCCAGCAUCCCUACGACUGAAACACGUUGUGGUGGAUUUUUGACGGAUUCCGAAGGUUUUUUCAACUCACCAAACUACCCGGGCUCCUAUCCCCCCAACACCUUGUGUGUGUGGGUCAUCCAAGCUACGCCCCCUCAAUUAAUUCAGAUCCAUGUGACCUUUUUGAAUAUUGAGGGUCCCUCUCCCUGUUUGUUUGACUGGCUGGAGGUACAGGAGCAUCUAGAAGACAGCUCUGUGGUCACAAGGUUUUGUGGCGCAGUAGCGCCACCAACAGUCAACACAAACAGCAGCACAGUAUGGGUGACCUUCCAUUCUGAUGGCAGCAUUGCAGGCAAUGGCUUUUCGGCUCAGUACAAGGCCUUGCUGCCUGGACACAGUCAGUGGUUUGUGUGCAUGGAUGACAAACUAAAGGAAAAUCCUUUCAUUUGUUACCUGCCCAUAUGCAACAUGCUCAUGUGUCAUAUCUAUCCAUGUAAUGUGCACCCGUGUGCUUGUUUCUCAGAAAGUUGCUCCAGAGACGAGUUCAUGUGCGACAGUGGCCGCUGUCUGCUGCCUGCGUCGGUGUGCGACGGCCAUCCAAAUUGCCAUGACCAAAAAGACGAGGCUAACUGCAGCCGUAAACACAGAGAAUGCGGCGGGCAGAAAAUUGGGCCAUACGGCUUCCUGGCAAGUCCAAACCACCCAAGGCCAUACCCUCAGCAGCAGUUUUGCGUAUGGCAAAUCUCCGUUGAGGACGGUCACGUCAUCACGCUGCACUUCAGAAACUUCAGCCUGGAGACUCAGGAUGUGUGUGACUUUGACUAUGUGGAGGUGCAUGACAGCAGCAACACUGAUGCUGGAAGAGUUCUGGGAAGGUUUUGUGGCACCACCCUCCCACCUGACCUGACCUCAUCCGGCCAACACAUGACUGUGCUGUUUGUGGCUGACGAGGGAGUGGCUGACAGCGGCUUUAACGCAACCUAUCAGUCCAUAUCGCUGCUGGAUAGGACAUGCGGUCCGAAGCAGUUUGCCUGCAGUAGCGGCGAGUGUCUUCACCCGCGUUGGUUGUGCGAUGGCUGGAACGACUGCCCUGAUGGAGCAGAUGAACGAGAUUGCAGCAACUCCACUUAUCCUCCCUUCACUUCCCCGUGUGAGUCAAUCGAGGUGGAGAUGUGUCAGGGUCUUAGCUACAACCUCACCUCAUUCCCCAACAUUUGGCUCUCCAUCGCCGAUCAGCGAGAAGCUACCACUCUUCUGCGACAGUACAGGGUUCUGAUGGAGCUUGCCUGCUUCGAGCCAUUGCGCAAACUGGUUUGCGGGAUGUUCUUGCCACAGUGCAACCCUCACGGAGGCGUCCUCCAGCCCUGCCGCUCUGUCUGCUCCUCGGCCGAGCAGAAGUGCAGCCAAGCCUUGGAUCUUUUCUCCUUUAGCUGGCCCUUCAACUGCCACCUCCUGCCCGACACACAGGACCCCUUUGAGUGCUCGGUGCCUUGAUCGCUACAAAAGUAAAGCACUAAAAGCAAUAUGAAAGAGUUAAAGUCAUUUUGGAAAAGGUUCAAAAGUUAGAUGAUCCAAAUUCCUCUAAAAAAUUUAAUAUAUCAGCUGGUCUCUUAACUGCAAGACAUUUCCAGUAUUCCACUUGGUACUAUUUCCUUUAUUGCCUUGUCAAGGUACAAGGAAUAAAAACGACCGGAAGCAAAUUUUUCCAAGUGAUCUUUAAUGCAUUUGUCCUUGAACAUACCAUGUUCUGACAUAAUAUAAUAUGUUCAAUCUGAAAUAGUACAGGUUUGAUUCUGAGUGAGGUAAAAACGUGAUAAAUGUAAUAAUAAAUAUCCGGGACUCACGGAUUUCACAUAUCGUCUUGUAAGCUGCAAAUAACUUAUGGAAACUCAUUUAAUCAAUUCAUUCCAUUCAGUCAAUCAGAAGAUGUG